Molecule: messenger RNA, 2199 nt
Organism: Stylonychia lemnae
Lineage: Eukaryota; Ciliophora; Spirotrichea; Sporadotrichida; Oxytrichidae
Source: the annotation of a GenBank genome assembly
AUGGAUACUUAAAGCUCGCCAGAUCCAAAAGCAAAUGAGAAUUUACUUGAAAGAAACAACAGCAACUUUGCCUCAAGCAAGAAUCUCGAGAUAAAUUCUUAAAAUUUCAUGGACUCCAUCUCAGCUAUUGGAGAUGACACCUAUUAGUGUUAGGUUCAUCAAAAACCGUUUGAAACCUUUUGCUCACAAGACAUGAUUUUACUUUGCAUUGAAUGCGCUAAAAGUGACCAUAGACUUCACCAUAAGAUACACGUCACAGAUCUUGUAUUUAAGAUGAAUGAUAGGUUGACAAACCAAAUGUCCAAAUUAAGCUCAGUCCUAUAAUUCAUUCAAUUAUCUAAUAUAGCCUAAUUCGAAAAGUCUCUAUUGGACUCCAUUAGAUCGUUUUUCAAGAGAAUACAUGAAAUUUUAUAUGAACUUGAAAAUAAAAAGACUGAUGAGAUCGAAGAACUUUUGAAAUAGGUUUUUGGAGUAAGGAUAAGUGUUGAUGAGGUGAUAUCUCUUGAGGGAAUUGGCUAAAAACAUCAGGAAUCUCUCUAGUAAUUGAUUUCUAAAAAUAAAUUCGUUUACAUUGUUAAAGAAUACUAGAACAAAUUGAAUGCCUAUUUGUAGGAGGUGGAAAUCAUCAAUACUCAAGCAAGUUAAUUCCUUGAAAUGCAGGUAGAUUUCAGAAAAGAAUGGAGCAAUGAAAUUGUAAAGUACAACGUGAGUGAUUUGGACUUCUAAUUUAGCAAUAUAGUAAAUGAGGUCGUUAACUUGAACAGACUUGAAAGCCAUUUUAACAAGUAAUAAAAAGCUUAAAAGCAAUUUAUCUUGAAAGACCCAACACGCUAUUAAUUUUAAAAGAGUUUGAAAGUUCACAGUUAGGAGAUAGCUUGCUUGACUUAACUUCAAAAUGGGAACUAUGCUACUGGUUCAUUGGAUGCUAGCAUUAAAGUUUGGGAUGCUGAGUAAGAGAAAGUGCUUAGUGUAUUUGAUGGACAUACACAUUGUGUAACUAAAGUAAUCGAGUUACAAAAUGGGAAUCUUGCAUCAUGUAGUUUAGACAAAACUAUCAACUUAUGGGACAGAUAAACUGGAGAUAUAAUAAAUACACUUGAAGGCUUUGAAAAUGAUAUCAGAGACAUAUAAGAGUUAGAUGUAGAUAAUUUAGUGAUUCACAUAGAUGAUGAUAACCAAUUCAUGAUUUGGAAUCAUAGGAAAGAGCAAGAAGAUAACUGUAUGUAUUUUGAUGAACAUGAAGAGCCUAUUACAAAGCUUAUAGUAAUGAAUCACAAGUAUGUAUAUACUGCAAGUAAAGAUGGAUCCAUAAAGAGAUGGUACCCAAGAGGGUCAGGUUAGAAUUCAGAAAUUACCUAUAACGGCCACUCAGGAGCAGUGAGUGAUCUUAUAAUGUUAGAUAACAAACAAUUAGCUAGUUCUGGAAUAGACAAGACAAUCAAAAUAUGGGAAAUUCCUACAAAAUGGUGCCUCUUUACUAUGGAGGGUCAUCAAAGGCCAAUCGUAAAACUGCUGUAUUUAGCAGAACAUCAAAGAAUAGUGAGUGCCUCAUUGGAUUAAACAAUAAGAAUUUGGAGUAGAGAGAACUAAGUUUGUCUUAAAGUCUUAGAAAACGGAAGUAAGGUUAGGGAUAUUUUCUACUUAGGGGUUUAAAAAGUGUACAUUCAUAAAAAAGAUGGUGAUGGAGAGGAUUAAAGGUCAAAUAGAAUGAUCUUAAAUGAUCUUUCUAUUAGUGAUGACUCUGAAGAAGAUGAAGCAAGUUAUGGGGUAAAGAUACUUCCUAGUUAAUCCUCAAGAAAAUAAAGACAGCUUGAGGAAUUGAAACAAGAUAAAAAACAAAAAUCUAGUAAAUAUGGUGAUUCUAAUAAACUUGGAAAUCAGUCAGACUUAAGGAGUGGAACGCAAAGCAAAAAUAGUUAGAGAAGAAAAGACAUUGAUGACAUGAAUAAGAGUAUUGAUUCACUUGACAAUGUCAAGUUUAUAAAUUCAGUCUAGGAAGCUAGCAAGGUACCAAUCCUGGUUAGUCUUAAAUAGAUUGAGAAUUAGGAGCCAAAGAUAUAGCUUUGGAAUAUGAAUAGUGGUGAACUUAUUAAGUCACUAGACAGUAAACACUCAGGGCUUAUCACAGGUGUUCAAAGAACUUCAGAUUUUAAAAUUGUUACUGUCUCUAAAGACUCCAAAGUCAACAUUUAUUAUUGA